AUGACGAAUGACACAGUGAAAAGCCAAGAGGGAGGUGUGGUGUGUCUGAAGCCCAUUGACUGGAAGAUUAAGAAGCUUUUUGGCUUCAGCAGUAAGAAGCCUGUGUUGUCCUGGGGCUCCUCCACCAGUCCCUGCUGGGAGGACAGUAAUAGAGUCAACCAGUAACCCAGGUACCAUGUCCGAGACAAGGAUCUUGGGAAGAUUCAAAGGGCAGCCUGUGAGGGCAAUGUGGCCAGAAUGCAGCAGAUCCUGCUGCUCAGGAAAUAUGGCCCCAAUUAUGAAGACAAGAGGAACAGGACUGCUCUGCAUCUGGCCUGUGCCAGUGGCCAUCCAGCAGUGGUGACUCUACUAGUAGAGUGGAAAUGCCAGCUUAACCUCUGUGACAAUGAGAACAGGACAGCGCUGAUAAAGGCUGUCCAGUGCCAGCAAGAAGAAUGUACCAGUAUUCUGCUGGAACAUGGUGCCGACCCAAAUCUUGAGGAUGCCAGUGGCCACACGGCCCUCCACUAUGCUGUCUUUGGUCAGAAUAUCUCCAUUGCAGCAAAGCUGCUUUCAUACAAUGCUAACAUUGAAGCAAGAGACAAGGAUGACCUUACACCACUUUUACUUGCUGUCAGUGAAAACAAACAGAAAAUGGUGGAAUUUUUAUUAAGGAAACAAGCAAACAUACAUGUAGUUGAUAAGAUGAAAAGGAAUCACCACCUGAUUUUGGAGUAUAAACGAGAAAAGAGACCUAAAACUCCUUCUCGAGGUAGUAACCUAGUGCAUGAGAGUUCUGAAGAAGACUCUUUAAGCAGGUGCUGCUAUGUUGCUGCUGCUGCUGCAGGAACACAUGGCCCCAAUUAUACACAAGCACUGGCUCUGGAGCUGCAGCCUGACCCCCAGUGCCAUGCACAGUAUAGGACUGGCUAUUGUGUGCGGGGCUCCCAGUGCGUGGGUGGGCACUGCCUCCGCUCGGCAGGGCCGCUAGCCCAUGGCUGCUGCUGGAGAGCUGCUCUUCGGGUUCCUGCGCCGCGCCUGGCCACCCCCUCCCCGUGCCGCGUUCUCUUGCUGCACUCGCGCCUGACGCCACUCGGCGCCUCAGGAAGGGGAGGCAGCAGUUCUGGCAUGCAUAUGAAAGAAGUAUGGAAAAAUGAAAGAGAAAAGUGGUCAUCAAAAGAACCUGUGAUUCCACCAAUAUUUGAGAAGGCUGAUUCACUGACUGUUGAUUUACUACACGUGAAUGAUGACAGAAGCUUAAGUGACAGAGAUCAGGAUGAUAGCAGGCCUAUGAAGAGAACACCUAAUGAAGAGAACAAGGUCAAAGAGCAAAUUAAUUCUAUGGAUGACUUUGAUGACUUAACUCAGUUACCUGAAACAGCUUCCAAGAAUUGUGAGUUGCUUUCCUCUAAAUCUAUGAAUGCUAUGUUGCUAAUUGAACAACUUGGCGCGGAGUGUAAAGAUUCUGUUAGCGUAUUGAAAAAUCAGGAUUCAGUUCUUUCAGAUGACAGUUUACUAGAAUUAAAAAAAGCCACUAGAACUCCUUACAGGAAAAAUUAAAAAAUGAAAAGUAAGAUCAUUGGGUUACGAAAGGAGCUAUCAGAAGCAAAAGAAGUGAAAUCACAGUUAGAACACCAAAUACUGGAGUGGCAACAAGAGUUCUACAGUUUGAGAUGCACCUUAAAACAAGAAGAGGAGAAAAGAAGAAAUGUUUAUAAAUUAUACAAAAAAACUAGGAAGGAGUUAAGAAGAAGAAAAGAGAGAUAUGAUAAAGAAGCUGAAAUAAAACAGCAACUUGAACUGACUGUCCAAGCACUGGACAUGGAAUUGAGGGCGGUGAGAAAUAAUCUGAACCAGCAUGUGGAGUUUGCAGGCAGAUCCAAGCCACCACAGUUGCAGGGUGAUGAGAGUCAAGAAAAAGCAAAAGAACUGUUGUCUAAAAACCACAUGUCACAGAAUGAAAUUGCCAUGUUAAAACACGAAAUAGAGGCAGUGGAAAAUCAUAACCAGGAAAUGGAAAAGAAAUAUUUUAUGGACAUGAAAAUUGUAAAAAAGAAGUAUGCUGAAGUUCGAAAGACAAUAAAACUUAAUGAGGAAACAUUAACAAAAAUAAUCUUGGAACGCAAUGAACUGACAGCUGAGAAUGCAAUGCUGAAGUCUGAACUGGAGAAUGAAAGACAAAAUAAAGAAAGACUGGAAAGGCAAGUUGAAUCAUACCGCUCUAGAUUGGCUGCCACCCAUGAUCAAGUGCAAAGUCAGUCAAAAAGAGACCUGGAACUUGCCUUCCAGAGAGGAAGAGAUAAGUGCUUAUCCUUACAAGAUGAAAUAAAUUUGGAUGUGUCUAACCUGAAAGAUAAUGAGAUGCAUUCCCAGCAACUGUCUAAGUCUGAAGGAAAAUUCAGUGGCCUAGAAACCGAGCUCCAUCACAGGAGAGAUGCUCUCAGAGAAAAGUCUUUGGUGUUUGAAACUGUACCUGUACAGAGAGACCUAAGUCAAGCACAGUGUCAGAAGGAAAUUGAUCACAUGCCUCCAAGUGAACAAGGCAAAGUGAAGAAGUACUGGACACAGGAAUCCUUGAAGGGGGGAUUCCAACUAGAGAGUGAAAACCUCUUGCUGCCGCAGCUGGAUGACUUGCAAAACAAAAAAGACAGCCAGAGUGGGGAAGAUAACAUUCCACAAAGGAAAGAAAAACAUAAGAAGUAUCUUAUUGGCUAUGUGGGCACUGCUUUGUUCUUUCAUCCAGCUUGGUGGUGGGGGUCAGAAAUGUGA
Messenger RNA from Phacochoerus africanus (Common warthog), 2748 nucleotides. Its product is annotated as ankyrin repeat domain-containing protein 26-like. The record is from RefSeq and is a predicted model, not a curated record. Lineage: Eukaryota; Metazoa; Chordata; Mammalia; Artiodactyla; Suidae. Gene Ontology annotation, molecular function: protein binding.